This is a messenger RNA of Staurois parvus, 337 nucleotides long. The record is from the annotation of a GenBank genome assembly. NCBI's taxonomy places the organism in Eukaryota, Metazoa, Chordata, Amphibia, Anura, Ranidae.
AAUGUCAGUGCGUCUUAUGGAGCGAAUAUGGAGUGGCCGGUCCGGUAUUUCCACCGUGUCCGCAGUCUCUUGGUCAUCCCCUGUACUGUCUGCAGUCUCUGGUCAUCUCCCGUACUGUCUGCAGUCUCAUGGUCAUCCCUUGUACUGUGUCCGCAGUCUCUGGUCAUCUGUACUGUGUCCGCAGUCUCUGGUCAUCCCCUGUACUGUGUCCGCAGUCUCUGGUCAUCUGUACUGUGUCCGCAGUCUCUGGUCAUCUCCUGUACUGUGUCCGCAGUCUCUGGUCAUCCCCUGUACUAUGUCCGCAGUCUCUGGUCAUCUCCUGCACUAUGUCCGCAGU